Molecule: messenger RNA, 1146 nt
Organism: Ooceraea biroi (clonal raider ant)
Lineage: Eukaryota; Metazoa; Arthropoda; Insecta; Hymenoptera; Formicidae
Cellular component (GO): membrane
Source: RefSeq, a predicted model, not a curated record
UCAUGAAAUCGCAUCACCAAUUAAUUUACUAUUUAAUACAUAUGAUAUUAUUAGACUGAUCUCUUUCCACAGGUAUCCACUUUACAAAAAUGAAACGGUUCGCACACUAUUACGCGUGUCUGGCUGUGCUGCUGACGACAGCGUCUGCGAGGUCGGCCGAGACCAAUCCCACGUCCAAUUCCAUCAACGAGCAACAAACUGCGAGAUCGAGCAGCAACGGCGUGCUCGGCGAACUGCGUCAAGUCUAUCAGGUGUACAAGGAAUGUGCCGGCGCGGAAUUGAGCCCCUGUCUGAAGCUGAAGCUCCUGACGGCCAUAGACAGGGUCUCCCGGAACGCGCAGCUGAACGUGGCCGACGGUAUCACUCUGGUUCAGGACGAGUCGACCACCAACGAGUCCGAGCCGGAAAGAUCCCUGCAGGAAAUCGAAGCCAACCUGCCGCGGGCGCUGAAGGACAAGGAAGACGCUCUCAAUAGCAUGAUCUUCGACAAGAUCGUCAAAUUCUUCCAGAGUCACACUCUGAAGCUGAAGUUGCCGAACGUGGAGGAGCUUCAACGCAGUCUCACGGAAGAGGGUCGCAAGAAGAAGAAUAGAAUGGGAGGGCUUCUUGCCAUCCCCCUGUUAAUUGGCGGCACAUUAGUACCCCUGGCACUGGGCGCCCUCGCGAUGCUGGCCGGCAAGGCGCUGAUAGUGAGCAAGCUCGCGCUAGUCCUCGCUUCCAUCAUCGGCCUGAAGAAACUCGUGUCCGGUCACGACCACGGGCACGAGGUCAUUCAAGUCGGAGGCGGAGGGCACGGAUCGAGCGGAUGGGCGAGAUCGGGGCACGAACUGGCCUACUCCGCGUACAAACCGCCGUCAACCUAGGAGAACAAAAUUUCUUUCGGACGUCAUCUCGAACACUUCUCUUCGUCUUCGCCGUCAUCGCACCUCCCCCCCCCCCCCUCGCGAAACUUUCUCCCGUCUUAUUUAUUCUCAUCCUAAGUAAUCUGCUCUUUAUUCCUUUCUUCGCGCAAGUAGCCGUCUGCGCCUGUCUGCGGUCCUCUUUCACUCUUCUCUCCUAUCUUUGGAUCAUUGCACGUGCGGGAGCGGUCGAAUCAUCUUCAGUAUUUAUUUAUUGCCUCAUGCACGCUCGCCACGCCGCACGCAA